UUCUUUUUUUUUUUUAUUUUAUCUUCGAUGCUCGUGUUUGAUCCUCUAUUGUUGAAAGUGGUAUCUAUUUUUAGAGGGACCAGUUCUUCUUUUUAGUCCAUAAAAGACGGUCGGAUUUGACGUUUACGUUCGUUCUUAUGGUUAUUAGGAUGCUUGCCCGUAAUUAAUGGGACGUGGGAUUCCCAUCAACAUUGGAAUUUUUCAAUUGUUUACGCGUGUUCGAUAAAACAAUUUUAAUGGUAUCUUGCUACACUGCAUAGGAUCGUAGGAUGCUGCUAAUCCAGCUUGUAAAGAAUGACGCGAUUACGUUUGCAAUACACGCGGUAACGCGUGCGAGAAAAGAAGCGAUUAUUUCAAGGACUGCAGGCUUGUUGCGCUAGUAACGAUGCGCUUUAUUUGUCUCUCAUUUUUUCCUCGUUCAAACUAGAGACACAGAUCUAUGAAAAUGAAUUCUCGCUAGAAAAUCUUCAGUGAAGAGACAAUAGAAUAAUUCUAUGGAAACUUUGACAAUUGCAGAUAAAAUUCAGAUGGUGUUAUUUUAUAAAUAGAGCCUUUAAAACUGUCUUUAUAACGCAAUAUUGUUUAUGAGUAUUUUCAUUUAGAAGUCGGUCAAAUGGUGAAAAGUUUAUAUAAUUAUAGAAUGUGUUAUAUAAGAUAACACGGUAUUAAUAAUAUUGACAUAUCCAAUUAAUUUUAACGCGUUGAAUGCUGUGGGUGCCCCCAGUGACCAGUGUCAUAAAUAUAAUUCAAUAAUUGAAAAAAGAUUACAGAAAAUUUUAAAUAGAAUUUAUAUUAAUUUCACAAGAUAGCUGAUGGAAAGUUGAAAAUAGUAAUUAAAAUAAUAGCAAUUAAAUCGUGGCGUAUUUAACACGACCGUGUUCACUGCAACAUUUAACACGUUAAUAUCAUAAUUGUGUAUGAAGUUUGAGAAUCGAGCUUAGAUUGUGCAACGACAGUGAACAAGCUUCUUAUCGGACGGCACUGUAAAGCACAGCAACAAUGUAACAGGCUAAUUAAUCGUCCCCGAAGGUAUCAGUUAAUUACUCGGGUUAUCUGCUGACGCUAAACGAGCCGACGCUUUCGUCGUUAGCUUGAAAUAAUAUUAUAAUGUUUCUCGUGGGUUAUUCAUGGUUAGCUCGCGACCACGGGAGAUUCAUUUCGUCGCGUUAUAUUUCCAGCACUAAACGGGAACGUUUGCCAGUAGAAACUGGGAUUUAUAGGAGCUGCGCGAAGGCGACGAUGCGAACCGGUCUUUCGCGACGAUACGACCGCUUAAUUAAUUUGUCAUUACUUAAGGAAGACGUUCGACGAUAAAAUUUAGCGACGUCUAGACACCCGUGGUGUUUCGCGUAGCUCGGAUCAACGGGGAAAUUGUCAAAUCGAAUUGAAAAAAGGAAAAAAAUUUCGCUUCUUCCCGGUCUAUGCAUCAUACGAAUUUUCGUCGAGCUUGUUCGAACCAGUCGUAUGUGGUUAGAAAUCAAUCUUAUACUAUGCGUCAUUAAAACUCUACGAUGUUUUCGUUAUAAUGUAUAUUAUGAAUGGAAAGCAGCAUUUUAGCAUAAAGGAAUUUCCCUAGAAUAAAAUUUCAAUACUUCCUUGUUUUACGUGGAUUUGUUUCCAGAAAUAUCUCAACCCGAAAUCAAAAGCGUAAUCUGUUUCCUGAAUUUCUAUCAAUUCAUCAAUUUAAUUUCUUUUCUCCAGCUUGUUACAUAAUCGCGAGUUUUACGGAAAGGUGGCAUCAAUUUUGUCAAACGAACCGAACAGGAAAUCUCGUUAAUCGGAAGCGGGCACGCUUACUUGCGUCGGGAUUUAUCAGGCGUAUAUACACGGGUUCGGUUCCCGCGCACCGAUGAAAUUAAUACGUGGUCGACGCUGUAAUUAGCGCUCGUAUUUAUGCGGCUCUUACGAGGCGGGCACUGUUAACAUGGUAAUGGCGUUACACCGUUGUAAACACGACAUGUUAUCUCGGUUGACUUCAGCGAGAUUCGUACAAGAAACGGCGAGCAAGAAGCUUUUGAAAUUCGAGACAGUUUUUGUUUUUUCGAGAAUUCAAAGAAUUCUACGAUUUUUUAAAGAAUCGUUUCAGAAUUUUUUGAUACGUUAAUCCGUUAACUAGGGAUAAAAAGUUAAUUUAAUGCCUAAACUAAUACUAGAAAAAUACUGAGACAUAUAAUUGAAUAACAGUAAAAAUGUACCGUAUGUAUGUCAGUUAUUAACAUAAAAUUAUUAACCAACCACUGAGAAGUUAAUUAUCACGUUUCAACUUACACGUUUUCUGCGUUAAACUCUUUGCCUUUUCAAUUACUUUUUCCUCCAAAUUUCUGCUGAAAACUUUCUACACGACGGAUUCUUGUUCUCACCAAUUUGACGGACGAUAAACGGAGAAGCAACGAUCGAUGAUCCGUUUCACGAAGAUCCUGGAAAUCCACGAAGCGAGAAGAAAUUUUGAACGGAGUCGCAGGUUGUAAGACACGCACGAAAAUGUUGGGUCGCGACAUCGAACACGGAACAGACGGCUCGAGGGACCGGCGCGAACGGUUUACAUCGAGAGAUUAAAGAACAUCGAAUGGACGUGGGCGAUUUGUCCAGCUCGGCAGGAUUGGCUGGGAGCGGAUCCAUCCCUGCUGCAACGGGUGUUGGUAUCAUUACAAGUACGACAUCCGCCACCGUAGGGUGGUGGACGCCUACGUCGACGAUUGCCACGGCAGCGGCCAACACCGACGUGAUGAAUCAGCUCUGCAGGGUCUGCGGAGAGCCGGCCGCGGGUUUUCACUUCGGGGCCUUCACGUGCGAAGGUUGCAAGUCGUUCUUCGGUCGCACCUAUAACAAUCUAGGCAGCAUUUCCGAAUGCAAGAACGGCGGCGUGUGCGUGAUCAAUAAGAAGAAUCGCACCGCGUGCAAGGCGUGCCGUCUGCGCAAGUGUCUGAUGGUGGGUAUGUCGAAGUCGGGCUCCCGUUAUGGACGUCGCUCGAACUGGUUCAAAAUCCACUGCCUCCUUCAGGAACAGUCGCACCAGGCGCAGACGCGUCUGAUCAAGGACCCGAAGUCUGCUUACGAGAAGGCGUUCGGCUCGUUGGACGUUGCGAACAAUAACAACAAUAACGAGAACACUAGUAGCACGAGUGCGGCUAGCGUGGUCGGUAUGGUGACCACGACCACCACGACCGCGAACAGUUACCAUCACCAUCACCACCAUCAGCAGGACAGGUACCCGAAAAGGGAGGACAUGAGGCCGCAGGACAUCGGCUCGCAGUUGAGGACGCCCGACGUUCCGGCGAGACCGAGUCAGGAUCCUCUUUUGAGGCCAGUCGAUUUGGUACGAGCUUCUCACGAUCUGAUGAGGCCGGAAGUGUCCAGGUUCCCCAUGUGGAGAGGUCCUCCGUUCUUCCAUCCGGCAUUGACGCACAUGCAGCUGUUGAACGCGCCAUUCUUCCCGUUCCAGCAGCGAUUCAUCGUCCCCUACGUGAACCAGGUCGGUGCACCUCAAAUGGUCGCGAGUUUGACCAGUUCGUCGAGCGACAGCGUGAGUCCUAGAUCGACGCCGUCGCCGAAGAGGGACGAGGAGAACAGGAGUCCACGGGAAGAAUGCAGGGACGCGGAUGGAUCGUGUCAGAGGAGUCAAACGGAGACGCACGAUAAAAGUUUAGCGUUUCUGCGCUCCCUCGGCCCGGAACAGGAAGAACCGAUCGAUCUGAGCAUGAAGAGCGGACGAACGGACGGACAGGCGGUGGCGGAGGCUGGUAGCACGGAGGAAGAUAGGUCGACGGACAGCGAGGAGGAGCUGUUACAGGACACGGGGCCGCCCCUGGAUCUAACUAGAAAAACGUGACCCCGGAACCAGCUCGCGGACAGCUUUUGAUAGGAACUGGACUCCGGGCUGAAGUGCGUUGUCGACGGCGUUGUUCAGCAUUCAAUGUCAGUUUCGCACAGAGACCCGCAUUGUUGUCUUUUCACAAAGACAAGAAGAUGAAUCGCGACGUCCGUUCGAGUGCCCUGAAAAAAAAAGAACAGUUGGUUAGAAAAGGUAAUUUGGACCAAUUAUGCAAAGCGAAGAGUCUGCACAGUGGAGAGACCCGUACAGGAAGCACGAAGGAGCAGACGUCACUAGCCACGUGUUGCCUCGCACAAACGACUUUACGAUCAGCGAUCGGAUCGACGUAAAAUUGCUCAAGUCCUCGGCAUUAGCCGACACGGUCCCUUUGAUCGGCUUUCAGCUUUGCCAGGUGUUCAUUGACGGAGUGGUCGAAGAUCAAGCUCGAUAUAUCCUUUCGUAGCUAGAUGUACGACGGACGAUUGUGCCUUAACCGGUGCCUUUGAACUCUUUUACCGAGCAUCGAGAAAGAGAACGAGAGAGUGCCAGUAAAAACCACGUGAUAGUUUAACGUUAAAUAAUAACAACGCGCGUAUCAUCUGCAACGCGUGUCCACGUAGAUAAAUAUAUGUGUGUAUGUGUAUGUGUGCGUGCGUGUAAAUGCGAAAAAGUGGAAGAUCGGUGAGAGCGUACGAAGAAAGCGGAAGUGCUAAUGGCCAGUGUUUCGUUAAGCCGCAUCGAGAUUUCUUUUAUUUAUGUCAAGCCCUUUAUUUAACGCGAUCUAAUUAGGUAUUCGUGUCUGAUUGCUUGGAUGUUGGUGUGUACUAGCGAUCAAGUCCCUUCUUUAGGAAAAUUUUUCUCAUGUUUUUCAGGUUAUUUGAAAAUAUAAAAAUUGUAAAUCGACAAGAAAUUCUGAUUAAUGUGCACGUGUAACUCUGAAGUAACAUAUUAAAUUUUUGUUGUAAAUUCAACUUUUUCUUUCUCACCUUUUCAAACAUUAUGUUUCAAUUAUUUUACUGUGAUUUAGAGAUUUCUAUGGGUAUGGAUGAUUUAGAUUAGAGGAUGGCAGAGGGAGAGAUACAGAGGGGACGAUCGCGAUCGAACGAUACGAGUGCAAACGCUCGCCGAGUGUCCGGCGAAAAUACGAAGUAAAAUAAAGAAUACUGUAUAGCCAAUA
Molecule: messenger RNA, 4988 nt
Organism: Osmia bicornis bicornis
Lineage: Eukaryota; Metazoa; Arthropoda; Insecta; Hymenoptera; Megachilidae
Product: zygotic gap protein knirps-like
Exons: 4
Coding region: 2567-3829 (420 amino acids)
Biological process (GO): regulation of DNA-templated transcription
Molecular function (GO): sequence-specific DNA binding; DNA-binding transcription factor activity; zinc ion binding
Source: RefSeq, a predicted model, not a curated record